This is a messenger RNA of Globicephala melas (long-finned pilot whale), 1439 nucleotides long. It is a transcript of the gene IHH, whose product is annotated as Indian hedgehog signaling molecule. Lineage: Eukaryota; Metazoa; Chordata; Mammalia; Artiodactyla; Delphinidae. Gene Ontology annotation, biological process: cell fate specification; multicellular organism development; cell-cell signaling. Gene Ontology annotation, molecular function: calcium ion binding; patched binding. The record is from RefSeq and is a predicted model, not a curated record.
CCGGGCUCCCCGGCCAUGUCUCCCGCCCGGCUCCGGCCCCGACUGCGGUUCUGCCUGCUCCUGCUGCUGCUGCUGGUGCCGGCGGCGCGGGGCUGCGGGCCGGGCCGGGUGGUGGGCAGCCGCCGUCGGCCGCCGCGCAAGCUCGUGCCGCUCGCGUAUAAGCAGUUCAGCCCCAACGUGCCCGAGAAGACCCUGGGCGCCAGCGGGCGUUACGAAGGCAAGAUCGCGCGCAGCUCGGAGCGCUUCAAGGAGCUCACCCCCAACUACAAUCCCGACAUCAUCUUCAAGGACGAGGAGAACACAGGCGCCGACCGCCUCAUGACCCAGCGCUGCAAGGACCGCCUGAACUCGCUGGCCAUCUCGGUGAUGAACCAGUGGCCCGGGGUGAAGCUGCGGGUGACCGAGGGCUGGGAUGAAGAUGGUCACCACUCGGAGGAGUCGCUGCAUUAUGAAGGCCGCGCGGUGGACAUCACCACGUCGGACCGCGACCGCAAUAAGUACGGACUGCUGGCGCGCUUGGCAGUGGAGGCUGGCUUCGACUGGGUGUAUUACGAGUCCAAGGCGCACGUGCAUUGCUCCGUCAAGUCCGAGCACUCGGCCGCGGCCAAGACAGGCGGCUGCUUCCCUGCUGGAGCCCAGGUGCGCCUGGAGAGUGGGGCACGUGUGGCCUUGUCAGCCGUGAGGCCAGGAGACCGAGUGCUGGCCAUGGGGGAGGAUGGGAGCCCCACCUUCAGCGACGUACUCAUUUUCCUCGAUCGCGAACCAGACAGGCUGAGGGCCUUCCAGGUCAUCGAGACCCAGGACCCCCCGCGCCGACUGGCACUCACACCCGCCCACCUGCUCUUCACGGCCAACAAUCACACAGAGCCAGCCACCCACUUCCGGGCCACGUUUGCCAGCCAAGUGCAGCCCGGCCAGUAUGUGCUGGUGGCGGGGGUCCCAGGCCUGCAGGCUGCCCGAGUGGCAGCCGUCUCCACACACGUGGCCCUUGGGGCCUACGCCCCAUUAACGAGGCAUGGGACACUGGUGGUGGAGGACGUGGUGGCCUCUUGCUUCGCGGCCGUGGCUGACCACCAGCUGGCUCAGUUGGCCUUUUGGCCCCUGCGACUGUUUCACAGCUUGGCGUGGGGCAGCUGGACCCCAGGGGAGGGUGUGCACUGGUACCCCCAGCUGCUCUACCGCCUGGGACGUCUCUUGCUGGAAGAGGGCAGCUUCCACUCACUGGGCAUGGCUGGGGCAGGGAGCUGAAAGGAUCCCUCUACUGCCCUCCCAGAACUGCCCAAAUGGGUCCAAAGGCCUACCUGCCAGGAGGGCGCUGGCCCUGGAAGGGGCCUGAGCGGGGACACUGGUUUCUACCAUCUCCUCCACCACAGGUGUACAUCACUGAGACUUGGGCAAUGCCAGCGUCCUCCACCCCCAUCCUGGUGUAGUGACAAAGC